GAAGGACCCGGACCGGAUGUCGUAUUGUUGUUUCCGCGUAGCGCGAGCGAGGGAAAUCGAGUCGCUAACGUGAGCGUGGAGGAUACAACAAAAAAGAGGAAAAAGGGAGUCGUGCGAAGUGUUGUUGGGAAUGUCAUCGCCUCCGUGUGGUCGCAGGAGUCAUGAGGGGUCGACGAACUUGUCAGAGAGCGAUUCGGACGACGAGCCCCAGCUCCCCCUCAACCAGUUCUAUCCGUACAUCCGCUGUGCGCUGUGCUGCGGCUUCCUCAUCGAUGCCACCACCAUCACUGAGUGCCUGCACACAUUUUGCAAAAGCUGCAUCGUGAAGCACUUCUUCUACAGCAACAGGUGUCCCACAUGCAGCAUUGUUGUCCACCAAACACAACCCAUUUACAACAUCAGGCCUGACAGACAACUGCAGGAUAUUGUUUACAAAAUGGUUCCCUUCCUGGAGGAGUUGGAACGAGAACAAAUGUGUAACUUCUACAAAGAGAGAGGACUGGAGGUGCCAAAAUCAGUGGUGAUCUCUUCUCCGAGUCCCGUUGUGUUAAGGAGGCAGAAGAAGGAUAACGCUCCUCAGACUGUGUUCACCAUUCCCCCCGAGCUGGACGUUUCUGUGAUGCUGGAGUUUGUAGGGGCUGAAGAGGGCAUUAUUGACUAUAAGCCGUUAGAGAGGCGGUACGUUCGUGUGUCUGGUGAGGCCACUGUCCGCCACGUGGAGUUGUUCAUCAGGAGGAAGAUGGAGCUAAGCCCAACCUGCCAGGUGGAUGUGGUUUGUGGAGAUCACCUCCUCGAUCACUACCAGUCUCUCAAAGACGUGCAGAGCUCUGUGGGCGAAGAGGCGCUGCAGGACGGUCUGUUGGUGCUGCACUUUGGCCUGGUCCUGCCCUCCCACUCCUGACCACGAGUUCAUUCCUGAAGGGGGGGUGAACUCUCCUCUUGGCCUUUAUCUUCAGUCGAAUCUUUGCGUAAAAUCAAAGAACUCUUAAUGUGGUUUUCUUUAUUGAACAGUCAGGGAUGAAGAAGAUGCUAACUGUUCUUUAAAAUUCCACACUGAAGCAUCAAAUGUUCAUCUCUCAAAAUGACGGGUACAUACAUUGGAUUUUUUAGUGCCAGUAUGUAAACAUGACUUUGUGCUUCCACUCUACAGAACGUGAAUUUUAAAACUGGACUUUACUGUUAGUGGAAACUAAAUUUGAGAUGGGGCCUGUGAAGCCGAUAUAAGCUGCAUCAGUGUAGGUUGCCUCUCUUUUUGGAAUCCAGGGAUUUUCAGGGAAUCUCACCUUUUUUGGUAUUUAAUGACUUUGAGGGUCGACUGUGAUUUCAAAAUGAUACCUCUGAUUCAAAGGGCUUGAAACAAGAGAACUACUACUACCAAAGGUUUGUGUGUGUGUGUGUGUGUAUUUUGAUAUUUAGAGCUGAGAUCUACAGGGCAUAUUUUCCAGCUUCUUGUUGAUUUACACAUUUGAUUUAAGCUGUUAACUUUUAUAUAAACUGUCUACUGAUGUAAAUUAAUAAAGUGACUCAUCAGAGCACUAACACAGUUAUUUAAAGGGUGUUUGUUUACAGAUGGAUUUGAUAGGUUUUUGUUAAAAUUUGCUUUCCUACUUUUGUUUGAAUUAAUAAAUUGAUGCACAACUGAA
Scophthalmus maximus (turbot) is the source of this 1643-nucleotide messenger RNA. RefSeq names its product polycomb group ring finger 6 (gene pcgf6). NCBI's taxonomy places the organism in Eukaryota, Metazoa, Chordata, Actinopteri, Pleuronectiformes, Scophthalmidae. The transcript is spliced from 11 exons. Bases 131 to 901 code for a protein of 256 amino acids. The record is from RefSeq and is a predicted model, not a curated record. Gene Ontology annotation, biological process: regulation of transcription by RNA polymerase II. Gene Ontology annotation, cellular component: PRC1 complex.